This is a messenger RNA of Emiliania huxleyi CCMP1516, 733 nucleotides long. RefSeq lists its product as hypothetical. The annotation marks the transcript as partial. The record is from RefSeq and is a predicted model, not a curated record. Lineage: Eukaryota; Haptophyta; Isochrysidales; Noelaerhabdaceae. The transcript has 4 exons.
CCUUCAGCAUGCCAAGGAGAAGACGGUGCUCGAGGUGAUCAAAAAGGUCGAGGAGAACGACCGGCGGACGCAAUCGAUAGACUUGUCCGGCUCAUCCGUCUUCCGUGAGAAGUCUGUCAAGCUGAGCGCGUCGCUCGCCGAUGCGCUGAGCCGCAACACACGGCUCACAGCGCUCGACCUCUCCAACUGCUCCAUCGGCGACGUCUCUGCGAAGCAGCUGUCGGCGGCGCUCGCAGACAACGCCACACUGUUCGAGCUGAACCUGUCGUACAACAAGCUCGGGCGGCAAGGCCUCAUGGACAUCGCAAAGGCCCUCUCCACCAACGUCGGCCUCAAGUCCGUCUCGCUGGCGUCGCACCGGGUCGACUCGUCUGUGGCGCACGCCUACGUGCAGAUGUUCUACACGAACGUCACCCUCCUCACGCUGACGUGGGACGUUAACCUGCCCGCCUUCAACCUGAAGCUCACCGAGAUGAUCAACCGGAACAACGAGAUCAACCGGCUGCUGCUCGAGGGGAAGGACUACCGCCCCAAGCUGCCGCUCGAGAUGAAGGACGACCCGCCCGAGCUCGUCGAGCGCCUCGUGCCCGAGAUGGGCGACGAGGAGUUUGGCAUGGAGCUGGGCGGCGCAGGCACGACGCUGUGGUGCUCCGUCUCCGGCCGGUGGGAGCUCGGCACGCUCAAGGGGUCGCAGAAGAAGGGGAUGGCGGCGGCCAAGCUGGUGGUGGAGGUG